AUGAAGUCUUAUCAGUCACUAUUAUUGCAUAAUUAUACUUUACGAAUAUUUUUUCUGUUAUAUACAGUAAUUGUAACUAUCAAUACAAUACAAGCAGAAGAUAAUGAUGUUGCUACGAUCAAUGUUGAUAAUUUUGGAUAUAGAAAUUCAAAAGAUCAUGAUACUGGUAGUUACCAUCAAUCAGUAAGUACGGCAGCAAAAAAUGGAAUAACAGAUGAAGUUGAAGAAUUAGUCAUUGAUGAAGGUCUUAUUUUAAAUGCACUUAAACAACAACAACGGCAAAAACAACAACAACAACAACAGCAGCUGCGAAAACAACAGCAACAACAACAAAGCGAAGAUAAAAAAAGUGUAAAUAACGGAGGAAACUUCAACAUCGUUAAUGUUGCAAGUGCAAUUAGCACUACUGACAGUAAACAGGAACAAAAUUUGUCUCUUGCUAAAACAAAUUUUCUAAAAUCUUCAUUCUCUCCUAAAAACAAUAUUAUAAAUAAGAAAGUCUCGUUAUCGAUUCAUCCCAUAUCAAAUAAUUCUAAACUUCCCUCAUCAUUAAUUAAUCAAUCAAAUAAUAAUGAUAGCACUAAUAGUAAUAAUAAUAUUCAACGGAAAAAUUCGGAUCGAAUAUGGAACAAUUUAAACGAUCGCAGCAAUAAUCGAAGAAAACGUCGAGCAAUGAUUGUUGAUGAUGAUAAUAUGAGUGGAGUAAACGAACUGAUUGAAAAAUUCAAAUCAACAAAUCAUAAUUCACCGACGAUUGCAUCCAAUGAAAUUUCAACAUCACCAGACUAUCACAUGCAUGAUGUUGAUGAUGAUACUGGUGGCGGUAACAGUGAUGAUGAUCGAUUCCGAAUACCGGUGGAAAAUAUUGUCAUUGUUGGUAGUGAUGCAGAGGAUGAUGAUGAAGAAGAUACUGAUCAUGUUCAUCAUGAUGAUGACAAUGAUAUUGAUAAAAGUAAUACUGGAGAAGUUAUUUUUAAAGAUACAACAUUUGAUGAACCUGAAACAACGGAUAGCUAUGAACAGAUGAGUUCGGUUGAAGAAAAUAGUAAAGAAGAUGGAAAUACGGAAAUGGGAAUCGUUCGAAUAACACCGGAAAUGUUACCAAAACAUACGGCAACAGAAGAUAUUGAUAAACAAUAUAAGAUGAAAGUGAAAUCAACGAUGAAUUAUUUGGAAUCAGGAACAGAUGAAGCGUUAAAAUCAAGUGAAAUAAUGGUUAUGGAAAAAGAAGGAGGAAAAAAAUGGGAUGAAUUGGAAAAAUUGAAAGAAAUUAUGGAUGAAAAAUUAUUAAAAACUGAUAUGUCGCAAAUUAAAAAUCAUUUUCUACGAGAAGAAAUAGAUUUGGGAACAAUUCAAGAAAUGAGAAUUUCGGAUGAUCCUAAUGAUGCUGCAAUUGCAUGCGAUGAUGAAACUGAAGGUAGUGGUCAGCAAGAGGAAGAAGAACUUCAAUACUACGAAAAAUCAGAUAAGACAACAAGUGUAGUACCACAACAAUCUUCCAUCUAUGCAUCAUCGGAAUAUCCACGUGAUGAUCAUAAGCCUUCCUCUUCCUCUUCUUCAUCAUCUUAUUCCUCAUAUCCUAACAACAAUGUCCAGUUUAUUGUUGGCAAAUAUACAGAUAGUUUAAUUUUACCCUCAUGUGUAACUGCUAUUCCGGUUAUUCCAAGACUGGAAUCGGUUCAAUUAAUGGAAGGAAAAUCACAAGUUCACGAAUGUUUGGAUAACCGCGGUUAUCAUACCGAUGGUUUGACAUUUGUAGAAGGGUCAUGCUUGAAGGUAGAAAAAGGUGAAAAAGGUGAAAAAGGCGAUAAGGGUGACCGCGGUGAACCAGGAUUACAGGGACCAAUCGGUCCACAAGGAUCACCUGGAACUUGUCCAAAGGACUGUCAGUCAGGGCGCGACGGACGUGACGGUACACCUGGGAAGCCAGGGGAGAUGGGACCAAUGGGACCGAUGGGACCACCUGGUCCACCGGGACCAUCUGGAAUAACAACUACAGUGGUACAAGAGGGACCAGAAGGAGUUGAAACUAUUGUUGGUCCCACUGGACCACAAGGACCACCUGGACCAAUGGGGCCAAGAGGACUGCCAGGACCACCGGGUAUCGGAGAACCAGGAUUUCCGGGACCUCCAGGAAUUCCAGGUCGUUGUGAAAGAUUGCAUCCCGAAGAUAUCGCACGAAUUAUUAGCGAUCCUCGAAUUAAAGGUGAAAAAGGUGAUUGUCCACCGAGAAUGCCGAUUCAUUAUCCGGGUGUAAAUAAAGAAAUUGAUCCUUAUCAUCAUCGUUAUGCUAUAAAAGGCGAAAAAGGUGAACGUGGUGAAACAGGACGAAUGGGACCAAUGGGUCCAAUUGGACAUCCAGGACCACCUGGUCCUGCUGGAGCAGGUGUACCACCACCAGUUAGUUAUCCGCAACCAAUGCAUACUGCACCUGGAGGAGUUCAAGUAUAUCCAACUACAAUUGAAUUAUUUACCGCUUCACACGGUAUGCCUAUAGGUUCGCUUACAUUUUGCAUAUCAAGUCAGCAAUUAUAUGUUCGUGUUAAUGGUGGUUUCAAGGAUAUUAAACUCGAAGGUUUUCAUCCAAUUAUGGAACAUCGUCCAACAGUUGUAAGUCAUUUUUAG
Molecule: messenger RNA, 2625 nt
Organism: Cercopithifilaria johnstoni
Lineage: Eukaryota; Metazoa; Nematoda; Chromadorea; Rhabditida; Onchocercidae
Source: the annotation of a GenBank genome assembly